Topomyia yanbarensis is the source of this 810-nucleotide messenger RNA. RefSeq lists its product as uncharacterized. The coding region runs from base 1 to 810 and encodes 269 amino acids. The transcript has a single exon. NCBI's taxonomy places the organism in Eukaryota, Metazoa, Arthropoda, Insecta, Diptera, Culicidae. The record is from RefSeq and is a predicted model, not a curated record.
AUGGUGUCUGACCCCAUUCGGGUAGUGGCUGGAGUUAGGCAAGGAUAUAUUCUAUCACCGCUACUGUUCCUCAUCGUAAUCGACGAGAUCCUGGUAGGAGCGAUUGACCGUGAACCAAAUCGUGGGUUGCUGUGGCAACCUAUUACUAUGGAGCAUCAGAAUGACUUCGAAUUGUCUGAUGACGUUGCUCUCCUAGCACAACGGCGCUCUGACAUGCCGAGUAUGCAGAGUAAGCUUGAUGAUCUUGCCGAUCGCUCCUCAGCGGCAGGUCUCCAAAUCAACGUCAACAAGACCAAAUCGUUGGAUAUAAACACGGUCAACCCUUCCAGCUUUACGGUAGCUGGACAAGCAGUGGAGAAUGUCGAAAGCUACCAAUUUCUUGGUAGCCAAAUGGCGUGUGAUGGAGGCACCAAGAUCGACAUAGGAGCACGGAUCAAAAAGGCGAGGGCUGCUUUUGCGAAUUUAAGAAAUAUCUGGAAAAAUAAUCAGAUUAGUCGACGCACCAAAACCCGAAUAUUCAACUCGAACGUGAAAUCUGUACUACUGUAUGCCGGUGAAACCUGGUGCGUAUCAGUGGAGAACAGUAGAUGCCUGCGGUACAUAAUUCGUGCAUGGUGGCCUCACAACUGGAUCUCUAAUGCUGAGCUCCAUCGUCGAUGUCAUCAGAAGCCGAUAGCGACAGAAAUUCGGGAACGAAAGGGAACGUGGGUCGGCCACGCUCUGCACGGGAGCGGAGACGAAAUUUGCAAGCAAGCGUUAGAACGUUGGAACCCAGGACAUCGCAGCAGAGGCAGACCCAGAGGCUCAUAG